UGCCCGGCGUGGGGCGGCUCCCAUUGCAGGCGGCCGGGAAGUGAGGUCACAGCUCGGGCGGUUUAAGGGAGGCCGGGAGCCCGCGGGCGCGCGGCAGGGCGCGCUCCCGCCCCGCCGGGGAUACCCAGCCCGCCGCCAUGGGCCAGGGCAGGCUCCCGGCCCGCCUGGGGCUGGCCUGCUGCCUCCUGCUGCUGCUGCUGCUGGGGGGCUCGGGGGGCCAAGGGGUGCCACGGAGGCCCUGGGAAGAGGAGCAGGGCUCUGCGGCAGAGCGGGGACCGUGGGGCAGGGCGAGGUAUGAAGCUGUGAAGAAGCACUUGGGAGCUGUGGGUGCUCUCUCCAAGCAGUGUUGGCAGUACCUGGCGUGCAAGGUGUGGCAAGAGGGCUGCGAAGGGGAGAAGGAGGAGGAAGAGUCCAGCCCCGGCCCAGGCUGGAGCUUGCCCCUGGUGGGCCAGGAUUACCUGGAGAUCCUCUCUGCCUGGUACUGCAGCUUCGGCAAGUGCUGCAAGACAGGAGACUGCAGGAUAGUCAACAAUAUCACGGGGCUAGAAGCGGACCUCAACAAGCAGCUCCAUGGGCAGCACUUGGCCAAAGAAAUUGUCGUCCAGGCGGUGCAAGGGUUUCUGCAGAGCCCGCAGCCACAGAAGGCUCUGGUCCUCUCCUUCCAUGGCUGGUCCGGCACAGGCAAGAACUUUGUGGCCCGGAUGCUGGCCAGUCACCUGUACCGGGAUGGGCUGAAGAGCAAGUGUGUCAGGGUGUUCAUCUCGCUCUUCCACUUCCCCCAUCACAAGUACAUGGACUCGUACAAGGCUCAGCUGAAGAAGCAGAUAAGCGAGACUGUGCAGCUCUGCAAGCAGUCCCUGUUCAUCUUUGAUGAGGCAGAGAAACUUCAUUUCAGCCUCCUGGAUGCCAUCAAGCCUUUCAUGGCUCGCUAUGACAAUAAGGGCCAGGCGGAUUAUCGAAGAUCCAUCUUCCUCUUCCUCAGCAAUCUCGGUGGCAACGCCAUCAAUGAGGUAGCCCUGGACUUCUGGCGAGCCGGCCGGGCACGGGAGGAGAUCUCCAUGGAGUUCCUGGAGCAGCGGCUGCAGCUGGAGCUGCAGGAGCCUGCAGAGAAUUAUGCCCGCAGCCACCUCCUCGAAGAGAACCUCAUUGAUUUCUUUGUGCCAUUCCUGCCCCUGGAGUACCCACACGUGAAGCUCUGUGCGCGGGAUGCUUUCCUGGCCCGUGGACUUCCGUACACUGAGGCAGCCCUCGAUGAGGUGGCCAGGAUGAUGGUGUUUGUCCCCAAAGAGGAGAAGCUUUUCUCUGCACAGGGCUGUAAAUCUGUAUCCCAGCGCAUCAAUUACUUCCUUCCCUGAACACCAGGUGGGACUACACCAGUGGUGAAGGUGGUUCUGCACACUAGGAGCUGCUCCUUGCACAAGCUCAGGCAAGCAGGUUGCCCAGCCGUGCACUUGCACAGGGACAGAGACAACGCUUUGUUACUCCAAGGGCUGUUUGCAGGGAAGGAGGCGCACCCUGCCCAGCCGUACGCCUGGGACACGAGGACAGCCUGCGCUUGGCUGCGUUUUAACUCUGUCUGGUGUUUAAGUCCCUUCCUCUAGCAGGUUGUAGCAAUUAGGUUGUGCUGACAGGUGCUUUGUUUGACGUGAGCAGGGAUGUUGAGUCCUUGGUUUGUUAGCAUGCAAGGAGGGCCUUGGACACACUGGCCCUGGUGAGACAGUCCAGCAGAAGCCACGUCCUCAUCCCCGUCCCCAGUUUUCGCUGUCACUUUACAAGCUUUCAAACUGCACAGACCUGUUUAGCUGGAGUUGUUGGUGUCCCCCCCCCGCCCCCCGCUGCUGUCCUGCACUCUCAAGGCCUCUGCUGCGCAGGGCCACACGUGCCAGGAUCGCAGUUUGUGCAGGGAGGCCCUUGCAUAGGAAAAUGGCUGAAUCCUCGCCUCUGGCGAUGUCGAAGCCAUAGCCUCUCGCUUUGGCGUGCCCCUCUCUUGUUAGAGCCUUUCGUUGUAUGGAAGCAGCUGCAGGGAUGAGGCAAGCUUGUGCUGAAAUUCUUUUUCUAACCAGUUUGGUGAAAAGCUUGUUUGCUUCAUUGCAAAAUGAAGAAAAAGGGGAGACUAAUUCCCCUUUCAAGGGCAAAGGGCAGUUGAGCAGGAUGGUGGCUGAAGGAACCGACUGCAGUUGAAUUCAGGUUUUCACGGACCCAGUGAGCUUUGGGUACUUUUUUUUUUCCUGGCAGCUCCCCCCUGCCCCCCCACCGGCUGUUGAAUGCUGUGGGUUGUUGUUUUUUUUUUGCUGGUAUCAGCAUUACUAUGCUACGGGGCUGUUUGCUGUCUGGGUACUUGCCAGGUGAUAAGUAUGUUACAGCAGGACCAAAAAAUUUCAACAGCAUUAUGGGAAUCGCUUUGUGACCUCUAGGUCAAAACUCCCUUCCAGCACUGCUGGGCUGGGUGAUGAGGUGAACCAGCACAUGCCAAGGACAGGGCUGAGCUCCCUGGGCCCUCAACCCGUGUGCAGACCUUUGAUCUAUUUUAAGCUUUGAACCUCUCAGCGGUGCCGGCGAUGAGCAGCGCAACCUCUGGGAAAAGAUUGACCAGACACGCUUACCCCCCUGCAGACUUUGAGCCCGCAGUUCCCUGCCCGGGCACGCUGACUGUUGGCUAGCAAGGCUUCACGGGCCAAGGCAGGAAGGCGAGCCAGCUGCUUUCUUACUGCUCCACUGAUGCAAAGUUAGUUUAAACUUACCUGUUGGCUCUAGACUGGACCUCAGGGCCUGUGCCAGUGUGCGAGGUUACCUGGAAGUUCUCAGACUUGGUUUGUGGAUAAUCUUGUAAUCACGAGUGUCAGGACUGAAGCGUCAGCCUGGGAGAGAGCAGCGGGCGCUCCGCCCAGGGAGGCAGCUGGGGAAGGGCGGCUGCAAGCCCCACGGAGGACACAACUCGGCUUGUGUUCUAUAACCUGGGCAGAAAGUUGUUAGUUAGCUGAAGGUUAGUUGUCUAGGCCAGGAUAACCUAUGAUUUUUUUUUUUUUUUCCCAAAAAAUGUAAAAGACUCCUCAGCUGUCCGGGUUAAACCGAGGCUGCUUGGGGUGGGCGGGAGUCAGUCUGGCAGCCGUUUCACCAGUGCGGGGCUGGGGUGGCGUUGGCACGUUAUGCAGGCCUUGCUGAAGAAGGAGGUGGUGGUGUUCCCGAUGAGGGCAAUGUCAAACUGAUGAUGGAAGGCCUGCGCGCUGCCAGGUCAGGCUUGUGUAUGUUUGAGAAUUAAGUGCUUGCUUAUGCAACCCCAACAGCAAGAACCAGUUUCCUCUGACCACUCCACGGCAAAGUUAAGUUUAAUUUUAAGGGCAUAAAUAAAGAGUCUGCUUUUCUUUGCAAUCUGGCAGAAUUAAAAUAUUUUUCUUUUUAA
This is a messenger RNA of Phalacrocorax carbo (great cormorant), 3400 nucleotides long. Lineage: Eukaryota; Metazoa; Chordata; Aves; Suliformes; Phalacrocoracidae. The record is from RefSeq and is a predicted model, not a curated record.